This is a messenger RNA of Spodoptera littoralis (African cotton leafworm), 768 nucleotides long. The record is from the annotation of a GenBank genome assembly. NCBI's taxonomy places the organism in Eukaryota, Metazoa, Arthropoda, Insecta, Lepidoptera, Noctuidae.
AUGUUUCGUACAAUCACGAAGUUGUCACCGACAAUAGCUUUAGGCGUAUUUCGACAUUCUUCUGGUCAAUAUGACAAGGACCUGCUGAAUAGGCCAAACCCUAGUAUUCCUGAGACGGGUUGGGAUAGAGUCAAACAAAUGUAUACGGGCGGUGAAUUUGAGGAAGUUUCUGAAGAAUUAAACACAGUACUGCAGUCAUCAUUAUGUGGAGCGUUUAUUGGUGCGUGUAUGGGAGGAUUUGUUAGUUCUCGGGUAGCUUAUCUGAAUUUCAUUGAGAAUAAUCAAGCUACAAUAUUCAAAUCUACUGCCGCCGCUAAGAAACAAUUGCAAGAUUAUGUAACUGUAGCGUUUGCAAAGGGAGCAUAUAAGUGGGGCUGGAGAUUGUGUUUCUUUACAGGAAUAUUCAGUUUAACAUCAACCACAAUAUCAGUGUACCGAGGAGACACGUCUUUAAUUGAGUUUGUAUCAGCUGGUGCCCUAACUGGGGCGUUAUAUAAAAUCGAUAUGGGUUUGGCUGCUACUCUAGUGGGUGCUGGUUUAGGAACCGCAUUGAGUUUUGUUGCUGGCAUAACUAUUUUAGGAAUAUUGAAAGUGACUGGCGUUGACAUGAUAGAUAUUAGAAAAGCUUUGUACAAAUUAAAAGAAGCUCGAGACGAGCAAUUCAAUCAAGCAUUAGAGAAAUCAUCAAAACAAAAGUAUGACAGCCUUACGGACCACCAUACAAAGUUAGUUGUCGAAGAAGGAGAGAAGAAAAUAGAAGAAAUGUAA